UUUAAUCUUUUUCUGCAGCCAUUAUUCCCUUCAACUACCAAUCCCUUUGGUUCGCUUGCCAUCAAAACUUUAAAUUUCCACAAUUAUUAUCUCAUAUUCAGAGUGGUAAUCAGAAGGGGUGUUUGCAAAUUUCAGAGCGAGCAGGGCCGUAUAUAUAGAAGGCAACCCUAUAGCUUUCGCUUUCAUUUUUAUAGGCUUCUCAGUUUUACUGCUUCACUGUUCUUAUUAGAGUCAUUACUAUUAUUAAGUCCUUUUGGGGCUUCGAGAACUGUGCUUUGAUUUUGCUUUGUGUCCUCUCUCUCUGCUUAUACCCACUUAGCUUUUCCGAAAACACAAGGAGGAAGAAAAGGAAAAGAGGUAAGGUUUUCUCCUCUGUGCUUUUGGGUUGCCGUCGUUCCCUUUGUUUCCUAUUCAGUUUUGAGCAAAAAUUUAGGAUCUUGUUCAUUUCUUUCUUGAUUCCUCUUUGAGUCCUCCAAAACAAGAGUAGUACUCUGUAGGGUCCUAUGUUGGUAUUUAUCAUGAUACCCACUUCUAUUUUGGGCGAUUGAGUCCCCUGUUUCAUCCAUUUUAAUUCUGUCUGCGCCAUGAAAGUGAAAUGGCCAUGUGGAUGUGAUGCAUCAAGCUAGAAAUGCUCUUGGUUUCAAGCCAAGCGACUUAUUCUCCUCCAUCUUGAGUUUCUCUUGUGCUUGAUAUUCUUACCUUGAAAUACAACACCAUGAAAAGCAUCAAUGCUGUUUCAAGUCAUGGGAUUUUAGUUCUCUUUAUUUGCUUUCUGGGUGCAACUUGUUUUGGACAAGAAGAGCUUGAAGCGGCUCCAAUGGAGAAGACAGAGCUUGAAGCUCUCUACUCUACCAUACAAGGCUUCGUUGGAAAUAGGUGGAAUGGCUCAGAUCUCUAUCCGGAUCCUUGUGGGUGGACUCCCAUUCAGGGGGUCUCUUGUGAUCUAUUUAACGGGUUUUGGUAUGUUACUGCCUUGAAUAUUGGACCCAUCCAUGAAAAUUCUAUAUCUUGCUCCCAGAAGUUAGAAUUUAGGCCUCACUUGUUUGAGUUCAAGCACCUAGCAUCUCUGUCCUUCUUCAACUGCUUUCUAUCCAGAGACAAGCAUCCAGUUACUAUCCCAACUGAAAACUGGGAGAAACUUUAUGGAAACCUAGAAUCACUGGAGUUUCGGUCAAAUCCAGGUCUCAUUGGAAAAAUCCCUAAAAGUUUUGGUCUCCUCAAGAACCUUAAGUCUCUGGUAUUACUGGGAAAUGGUUUAACAGGGGAAAUACCACCAGAUAUAGGCAAUCUCAUGAAGCUGAAGAGACUUGUUCUUGCAGAGAACUCUUUCAGUGGGCAGAUUCCAGAUAUUUUCAACGGUUUAAGUGAGUUACUGAUAUUGGAUUUAAGUAGAAAUGCACUCUCUGGGCCUUUGCCUUCGUCUCUGGGAAGCUUGACUUCAUUAUUGAAGCUUGAUGUAAGCAACAACAAUUUAGAAGGCAAUCUGCUGAAAGUGUUUGCUAAUCUCAAGAAUCUGACCCUCAUGGACCUAAGAAACAACAGAUUUCAAGGUGGAUUGGUAUUGUCAAUUCAAGAGAUAUAUUCCUUAGAAGAAUUGGCCUUAUCCAACAAUCCAAUUGGUGGAAGCAUCAGUGGCCUAAAUUGGGAAAACCUUCAGAACUUGGUCAUUCUGGAACUCUCUAACAUGGGAUUGACAGGGGAGAUACCAGAGUCCAUAACAGAGUUAAAGAGAUUGAGGUUUUUGGGUCUUCGUAACAACCACCUUACAGGCAACCUUACACCAAAGCUAGAAACUCUUCCUUCUCUCAAUGCACUGUACCUAAGUGGAAACAAUCUGACAGGAGACCUUAAAUUCUCCCAACAGUUUUAUGACAAAAUGGGGAGCCGUUUUGGGGCCUGGGACAACCCCAACCUUUGUUACCCAGUUGGAGAAAUAUCAUCAAGACAAGUUCCAUUUGGGGUAAGACCAUGCCAUGAAGAAGUCAAGCUCCUUGAAAAUGAUUCAAACACUAAGCUGCUAAUUGAGGAUAUGAACCAGACCCCACAAUUCAUGGCCUCUUUGGGAUUUUCAAGCUAUGCUGCUAAUUAAUGGAUUCUGCUGUGUUUCUCUGGUACAGUUAGGGAUAAUGAUGAUGAUGGGUCUGUUCCUAAACUCUGAUCAUAUAGAAUUUUAAUUACCUUCUGAAUGUUACAGUAACCCUCAUUUCUUUUUUUGUAGUUUUAAAACAAGUUACGAUCCUUUUAGAGUUGUUAAUUAGAGUUGCUGACUUGCUAGCAGUGACAACUGGCUUAUUCAAUAAAUAGUUAGGUGAGCUGUACCAUAAUUUGGUGCCUUGUUUAUCAAUCAUUGCUUUGAAAUGGGUAAUAAAUAAGAUGCAGAAUCAAAUGAUAGA
This is a messenger RNA of Neltuma alba, 2393 nucleotides long. RefSeq names its product piriformospora indica-insensitive protein 2-like. NCBI's taxonomy places the organism in Eukaryota, Viridiplantae, Streptophyta, Magnoliopsida, Fabales, Fabaceae. The record is from RefSeq and is a predicted model, not a curated record.